AUGCAACGAACAACCACCACACGAAUCAAACCCAGCCACACUGAACGGGCCCCAGCGCUGCUCAACCUCCCUCCCACCAUGCCGCGGUUUAAUCGCCGUGAGCAGCUCCCGCUGCACAUCAAGCGCGCAUUAUGCGCGCAUCACGUCGAGCACCCCCUCCUGCGUCACGUAGAUCUCGCCCGCUGGGUUUACGCCCAGUAUGGCCUGCGACCUGACCGCUCCACGGUCGGCCGCAUCCUGAAGAAUGCCGAGCGUUGGGCUCUGGUCGAACCCACUGCCGCCAAUCAAGUGCGCUGUCGAGGUGGCGCAUGGCCUGAGCUUGAGCAGGCCAUGGCGCGCUGGAUCGCUAACGCUGGCCCCGCGGGCGUACCACUCACUCUGCAGACGAUCCGCGACCACGUGGCGACCAUGGCGCGCAACAUGGGCAUUCCGCCCGUGUUCCGUUGCUCCAUUGGCUGGGUUCGCCGUGCGUUGCGGCGCCAGGGAGUGCGAUGCCGUGCCGCCACCGGCGAGGCGGCGAGCGCCGACAUGGCUGCUGUGCGUGAAGCGCGUGAGAAGGUGCCGCAACUUCUUACUCACCUCGGCUACAAGCCGCGCGACACCUUCAAUCUUGACGAGACCGCGCUGUGGCUCUCUGUGCUGCCUCGGAAAACAUACAGCAACGCGCGGCUUCCCGGACGCAAGGUCUCAAAGGACCGGCUUACCGUGGCGUUUCUCGUUAACGCCGACGGGAGCCAUGUUUUCCGGCCGUUAGUCAUCAGCAAGGCGCGCCGUCCGCAUGACUUCCGGCCGGACUACGACCCCGAAGCCGUCAGCAGCUUCUGGACGGCGGGGUUGGCGCCGCGAUGGGCGGAAUUCAUGGCUGCAAAGACGACGAAGGACGGCCGUGCUCUUCUCAAGCCGGUUGUCGUCCGGCAGAAGGCCCAACAUCCAGAGACGGAUGGUUCUGACCUCGUAGCGAACCUCAUAGAAGCAGCGAAGAAGAUGCACAUUCGCAAGCUGAGACGAACGAUCGUCGACAUCAAGCAGAGCAGCAAGAAUCCGUCGGGAGGUAGAGCUCCAGGCGCCAUGUCGCCAGCGCUUGGCCUCGGAAAUGUCUCUGCUCUGGAGUCCAGACCACUCAAGAAGCCUCUGGUUCAACCAAGCAUCAACGGCACGGAUGACAAGGGCCGAACGGCUCUACAUUUCUCUUGCGGGAUGGCUUCUACAGAAUGUGCCGUUGUGCUGCUAGAGUCAGGGGCUGAGGUGAACGUACGGGACAAUGAGGGGUUCACUCCUCUCCACAUGGCAGCUGGAUACGGUCGCAGUCAGUCGGUCGAGCUCCUUCUCAAAGCAGGCGGGGAGUCAGACGGCGUGGCGAAGGCGCUGGCGAAAUUGGAAGCGAGGUCGGAUGUUACAUGGAUCGCUGGGCGUGCCGCUUCUCUCGCGAACGCUUUUUCAGCGGCCUGCCGAAACGGCCACGUAGGCAUCGCCGAGACGCUGCUCAAAUCUGGAGCGUCCGUUGACGCCGUGGACGGGGAGGGAGCCACGCCCCUGCUGGCCGCUGCAGACAGUGGCUUCGCCAACUGCGUACAACUCCUGCUUGAAGUGGGAGCUCAGCCCGACGCCCGGGACAAAGUGGGAGUGACGCCUCUUAUUGCAGCUGCAUACAACGGGCAUGAAGAGGCUCUCUCAGCGCUCGUGCGCCAUGGAGCUGGUGUCGAUGCGAGGUCGCAUGGAGGCGUCACGCCCCUCAUUGCUGCUGCUGAGGGCCGCCAUGCACGCUGCAUCCACCUGCUUGUCCAGGCAGGCGCAGACGUGAAUGCGCGCACGUCAGAGGGCAAGACAGCACUGAUGCAUGCAGUGGGGCGCAGCUCAGUGCCGGCAACAGAGGCGCUGCUGGCAGGAGGCGCGGACGUGAGUGCUGUGGAUGGAGAAGGCCUGUCUGCUCUGCACCACGGCGCUCGCCUUGAUGCUGCUGACUGCGUUGAGCUGCUGUGCGCCAAGGGCGCGAGCAUGACCAAGAGGUGCAAGAAGGGCCGCACUGCUCUCAUGGACGCACCCAAAGGCUCCGCCUCUGCUGCCAUCCUGGAGGAGAAGUGGAAGGCUUUGGAGGAGGAGGUAGCGAGGCGGCAAUUGGAACUUUUGGAGCUUUUCGCUGAUGAUGCCCAUGAUGCUGCCGCCUCCAAGCCAAACGCACCCGUAGCAGCAGGCGCCAAGAGCGGCAAGGACAAGAAGAAGGCCGGGAAAGGCAAGAGCAAGACUCCCAAGGGGAUAGCCUCCCUGACCAGCAAACUGCAGGGGCUGGCGGAAGGGCCAGGCUCGGCGGCAGGCUCGGCAGCAGGUUUGGCUGCAGGUUCGGUGGGGUCUGCAGGGUUGGUGGGUGAUGUGCAGAAUCUGGUGGUUAAGACCCCGGAAUCGUCCAGCCGACCCAGUAUGUCCCCUAGCGGUUCGAAUGGAUGCGCCUGCAAGCAAAGCCAUCAGUGUGAGGAGAUCACGGGCGAGCUUGCAAGGCGAGUGGCAGAACUGGAAGCAGAGCUGAGAGCAGCCAGGGCUGCAGCAGAUGCUGCCAGGGCGGCUGCUGCAGCAGAGAGGGCGAGAGCAGCCCAGCUGGAGCAGCAGCUGAUCAGUGGACGGAAAGCCACUGAGAUAAUAAGCGCUCGGGACAAAUCCCAGAUCCAAAUUUUGCAGCAAUCCCUUUGCUCCCAAUCCAUCUCUCUCGCAGCAGCCACUGCAUCAGCAGAGGCCUCUCGCCGCGCCCUCGCCUCCUCCCACUCUGACUGGCACUCACAGCUCCACCGAAUCCGCUGCCAGGCUGUAGCAGCCGCCGUAACCGCCGCUACAGCCAGCUGGCAGGCUUGGGAAAGCUCCCACAUUCUUGAGGUGGCUCUGCUGUGUCAGCAGCUGAGUGACAGCACUGCUGCCAGCACAACCGUUUCAGGAGCACCAGCAGAAACAGAUGCAGCAGCAGGAGCAGCAGCAAGAACAGCAGCAGCAGCAGCAGCAGCAAAAGCAGCAGCGCCAGUACCACGCCUCUCCAGCCACGUGCCAUCAGGGCUUGAGUGCAAGCCCUCCGCCUCUGUGCAUCCUGCAGCUGACUGCCAUACCGCUGCUGUGGGAGUCGACCCUCUCUCUCACGACCCCAUGCUUUCCUUCAAGGCAUCACUGCUAGCUGGAAAGAUCAGCAGUGCUGCAGCUGCUGCUGACCGUGCUACUGCGGCUGCUGCUGGUGGUAUUGGCAGUGUGGUAGCUGGUACUGCAAGAAUUGGUGCAUCCAAGCUGGGUGAUGCUGAUGACUUUCCAGCAGAUGAGGAGAUAGCAUACCCUCUUGGCUCACUCAAACCAGCCAUCGAAUCUUGGAAGGUUGACCUGAUUGCGCCCUCCCAUGGUGAUGCAGCUGCGUCCCUCAAAGCCUCAUUUCUUUCGAGGAAGCUUCUCGGCAAAAGCAAUCUGGACCGCUCCAGCAGUAUGGAAUUUCUGCAAGGGGUGAAACCAGGGAUGAAAGCAGGGCAAGAAGGUAGUGUGGGGGCGUUUUUCUCUUCCCCGCACCACCAUCACGAUACAACAGCAAGCAUUAUGCGGAAAAUAGCCCUGGAAUAG
Molecule: messenger RNA, 3579 nt
Organism: Closterium sp. Yama58-4
Lineage: Eukaryota; Viridiplantae; Streptophyta; Zygnematophyceae; Desmidiales; Closteriaceae
Source: the annotation of a GenBank genome assembly